Molecule: messenger RNA, 714 nt
Organism: Neogale vison (American mink)
Lineage: Eukaryota; Metazoa; Chordata; Mammalia; Carnivora; Mustelidae
Product: interleukin-18-like
Exons: 1
Biological process (GO): immune response; inflammatory response
Molecular function (GO): cytokine activity
Source: RefSeq, a predicted model, not a curated record
GCCACCUUUUCCCACCUCCACAGCCUCAAGAAAAGAAAGAGACCUAAAACUUUCCAGAUCCCUUCCUCUCGUAGGAAACUGUCAAGCACAGGAAUACAGAUGGCUACUAACCCAGUAGAAGACAACUGCAUCAACUUUGUGGGAAUGAAAUUUAUUGACAAUACACUUUACUUUGUAGCUGAAAAUGAUGACAACCUGGAAUCAGAUUACUUUGGCAAGCUUGAACCUAGAUUCUCUAUCAUAUGAAAUUUGAACGACCAAGUUCUCUUCAUUAACGAGGGCAAUCAACCAGUGUUUGAGGAUAUGCCUGAUUCUGACUGUACAGAAAACGCAUCCCAUACCAUAUUUAUCAUAAAUAUGUAUAAAGAUAGCCUCACCAGAGGUCUGGCAGUAACCAUCUCUGUGAUGUGUAACAGAAUGUCUACUCUGUCCUGUAAGAACAAAACUAUUUCCUUUAAGGAAAUGAGACCCCCAGACAGUAUCAGUGAUGAAGGGAAUGACAUCAUAUUCUUUCAGAGAAGUAUUCCAGGACAUGACAAUAAGAUACAAUUUGAGUCUUCAUUGUACCAAGGACACUUUCUAGCUUGUAAAAGAGAGAAAGAGCUUUUCAAACUCAUUUUGAAAGAAAAGGAUGGAAGUGGGGACAAAUCCGUUAUGUUCACUGUUCAAAACCCCAAGCUAGAUAUUAAAAUCACAGUUUGAAAAAAAAAAAAA